This is a messenger RNA of Thamnophis sirtalis, 1832 nucleotides long. RefSeq names its product peroxisomal biogenesis factor 12 (gene PEX12). The record is from RefSeq and is a predicted model, not a curated record. Gene Ontology annotation, biological process: protein monoubiquitination; protein import into peroxisome matrix. Gene Ontology annotation, cellular component: peroxisomal membrane; peroxisomal importomer complex. Gene Ontology annotation, molecular function: zinc ion binding; ubiquitin-protein transferase activity; protein binding. Lineage: Eukaryota; Metazoa; Chordata; Lepidosauria; Squamata; Natricidae.
UUAGAGAGGGUUUCCCUCAUAUAAAUGGAUGAGGGCAUUUGCUUCAAUAUCAAGAGCGUAGAGUCCUCCCGACGGGAUUUACGCCUGUUUGCUUGCCUUGUAAACUCUAUGGUGCGAUAGAAACAAACGGAAGGGAAAUCCUAGCGCGGCCUGAAUUUCGACAGCCCCGAACUGCAAAGCGGUAGCAGCAGCGGCACCGCCGAGGAGGCGGCGGCGGCCGUGGACGGAGGGCGGUCGAGGUGGGGGAAAUCCUGACCUGUUACUCUCCGGCACGCGGGGCGCAGAAGUAAGAGACCAUGGCAGAACAUGGGGCUCAUCUCACUGCCACCUCCACAUAUGAGGACAGGCCUUCUAUAUUUGAAGUUGUUGCCCAAGACAGUUUGAUGACUGCUGUGAGACCAGCAUUUCAGCAUGUGAUCAAGGUAUUGGCUGAAUCCAACCCUUCAUAUUAUGGUUUUCUGUGGCGCUGGUUUGACGAAAUCUACACCUUCCUGGAUCUUCUACUCCAGCAACACUACCUCUUUCGGUGCAGUGCUUCUUUUUCUGAAAACUUCUAUGGCUUGAAGAGAGUUGCACUGAAAAGCAAAAGGAAUCAGCAGGGAUCCUUGGCCACUGCUGGACUUCCCCAAAAGCAUCAUUGGAAAUCUCUCUGCUUGCUGGUCCUGGUUCCGUAUCUGAGAACUAAACUGGAAAAGUUGAUCUCCCGUCUCCGGGAAGAGGACGAUUAUUCUAUCCACCCUCCGUCAUCCUGCUGGAAGCGGUUUUACAAGGCCUUCCUGGCUGCUUAUCCCUUUGUGAACAUGGCUUGGGAGGGCUGGUUUCUGGUGCAGCAACUGUGUUACAUUCUGGGGAAGGCUCGGCACCACUCCCCGCUGCUGAGACUGGCUGGCGUGUAUUUGGCUAGGCUGACAGCAGAAGAUCUGCGGGCUUUGGAAAACAUACAUGUAGCUGCUGGUGACGUCAUGCAGUCUUCAAACAGCAUGAAAGAGCAAAUGCAGUCAGCUGGGAAAAAAAUCUUGGGGGGCCUGGCUUUCUCUCUGUCCACUGGCCUCUCUGUGGGCAUCUUCUUCCUCCAGUUCUUGGAUUGGUGGUAUUCAGCUGAGAAUCAGGAGACCAUCAAAUCGCUGACUGCUAUGCCAGUCCCACCACCACCUGUGCACCUGGACUAUGAGACUGAUUCGCCUGUCUUGCCAAAGCUCAAGACAAUAUGUCCAUUGUGUCGUAAAAUACGUGUCAACGAUACAGUCCUCUCCACCUCUGGCUUUGUUUUCUGCUAUCGCUGUGUCUACCCUUAUGUGAAGCAUCACCAGCGGUGUCCCAUCACUGGCUAUGCCACUGAACUUCAGCACCUUGUCAAAUUAUACACACCUGAACACUAACAGGUCCAUUCUCCAAUCUUUAUAUAAAAACUGGAACGCUACAUUGCAGAAUUGGGUGCUUUUUUCUGAUUAUUUUAAGCAAGGGUUUUACUGACAGAGGAGGUGGCUUUUAGGAGUGUAGCUAUACUUGCUGUUUGGAAAAUCAAUAGAAAACAGUUAUUAUCUUUGGUCCGCCUCACCUAACUGAUUUUCUCCUAAUAUCUAUUAAGUGAAAACAGGUUAGCUGAGAAAGACUAUUAGAUAGAAAAAAGGCCCAAUCUGCUCCUCAUCAGUAUGACUUGAGGCACAUUUCUAUUUUUCCUAAAACAAUUGGUCAUUAACUGGCCAGUUCAAGGUUUCAGACCAAUUUUGUUAACAAUGUUAGAAAAAACCAGCUUUAAUAGAAGCAGCCUAGAACUAAGAAUACAUUUCCUGAUAGAACAAUUAAUUGCUGGAAUGACUUGCCUCCAGAAG